UUAAGAAGUACGCCUCUCUGCGUCAAAUUCGAGGACGUCCUCUGUGAUUGGUUUUCGUUAAUCACGUGUUUAUCCUGAAGAUGGCGUCUCCAAAUGGAGGUGAUGAUUUUGAGUCCUCUCUGCUGAGUUUUGAGAAGUUGGACAGAGCGUCACCAGACCUGUGGCCAGAGCAGUUACCUGGAGUUGCAGAAUUUGCUGCAUCUUGUAAAAAUCCCAUCACUAAUUCACCCCCCAAGUGGAUGGCUGAACUAGAGAGUGAGGAUAUUGAAAUGUUGAAAGAGCUGGGUAGUCUGACCACAGCGAACCUGAUGGAGAAGGUCAAAGGACUUCAGAACCUUGCUUACCAGCUGGGCUUAGAGGAGUCCAGGGAAAUGACCAGAGGGAAGUUUCUGAACAUCUUGGAGAGGCCGAAGAAGUGACUUUUUUUUUUUUUUUGGCAAGCAACAGGAAAUGCGGAGCUGAACAUAUGCUCUUAACACGUUCAGACCUUCACAACAAAGACUUUUCACUGAAACCGUUAAGUGGAGCAAAGUGCUCGCGCACGCGCAGAAGCCGUCUGUCCGGAGUGCACCUGUUGUCCUUCUGUGGACAGAUGCCUUCACAUUUAUGAAAACUCCAUAUCGUUUAUUUACUUCCCACUGAAUCUGUCUGUAGUUCGUAGACCUGUUUUGAUUAAAUGUUCCCUAUUUAUUCUGACUACUAUUUUAAACAUGAUUUACAUUUUUUGCAGUUUGUGAAGUUGUAUAAUAAAGUUUUAAAAUGAA
Molecule: messenger RNA, 764 nt
Organism: Scatophagus argus
Lineage: Eukaryota; Metazoa; Chordata; Actinopteri; Scatophagidae
Gene: lin52
Product: lin-52 DREAM MuvB core complex component
Exons: 6
Coding region: 81-419 (112 amino acids)
Biological process (GO): regulation of DNA-templated transcription
Cellular component (GO): DRM complex
Source: RefSeq, a predicted model, not a curated record